UUUAUCGCGGUCACACUGCUUACACGCCGACACGGCGCGACGAAAGCAAGAAUUAAAUUUAGUUUUAUUUAAUAGCCGUUAAUUAAUCGUUGUUCAGUAAAGGCAACAUUUAAGUGCACAGUAAUCAAGUCAAUUAACUAUUCAUCGAACAAAUAAGUGAUAACAUGGCGACGAUCGAGUCUGACAAAAUACCGCUACAACAGCGGAAACACCAGCAAUUCUCACUGUUGCCCAAAGUAAUCAACGGUGGAAUCGCUGGCGUCAUUGGUGUGACAUGUGUGUUUCCAUUGGAUUUGGUCAAGACUCGUCUGCAGAACCAGCAGGUCGGUCCAAAUGGCGAACGAAUGUACAAGAGCAUGUUCGAUUGCUUCCGGAAGACAUACGCCGCCGAGGGCUACUUUGGCAUGUAUCGCGGCUCGGGGGUGAACAUCCUAUUGAUUACCCCUGAGAAAGCUAUCAAGCUGACGGCCAACGAUUAUUUCCGUCAUAAAUUGACCACCAAGGAUGGCAAGCUUCCCAUCAGCAGUCAGAUGGUAGCAGGAGGUCUGGCCGGAGCAUUCCAGAUCGUUGUCACCACCCCCAUGGAGCUGCUCAAGAUCCAGAUGCAGGACGCGGGACGAGUGGCAGCGGCCGCCAAACUGGCGGGUAAGACGGUAGAAAAGGUGUCGGCCACCCAGCUGGCCUCACAGCUGGUAAAAGAGAAGGGAAUAUUUGGCCUCUACAAGGGCAUCGGUGCUACGGGCCUGCGAGAUGUGACAUUCUCGGUCAUCUACUUCCCGUUGUUUGCCACGCUCAACGAUCUCGGCCCGAGGCGCAAGGAUGGCUCGGGCGAGGCUGUCUUCUGGUGUUCCUUCCUGGCUGGCUUGGCGGCGGGUUCUACUGCUGCUUUGGCCGUCAAUCCCUUCGAUGUGGUAAAAACACGCCUUCAGGCGAUUAAGAAGGCCGAUGGCGAGAAGGAGUUCAAAGGCAUAUCCGAUUGCAUCACUAAGACGCUAAAGCAUGAGGGACCCACGGCAUUCUUCAAGGGCGGUCUGUGCCGUAUGAUUGUGAUUGCUCCAUUGUUCGGCAUUGCUCAGACGGUGUACUAUCUGGGCGUGGCCGAGGGACUGUUGGGCAUGGAAAAGAAAGUCAGUGGCGGUGUACCCUCUAAUGGUACCACGCUAACCCCUCAUUGCACCCCCAGUAUACUUCCAAAGAUCAUCAAUGGCGGGAUCGCUGGCGUCAUUGGUGUGACAUGUGUGUUUCCAUUGGAUUUGGUCAAGACGCGUCUGCAGAACCAGCAGGUCGGUCCAAAUGGCGAACGAAUGUACAAGAGCAUGUUCGAUUGCUUCCGGAAGACAUACGCCGCCGAGGGCUACUUUGGCAUGUAUCGCGGCUCGGGGGUGAACAUCCUAUUGAUUACCCCUGAGAAAGCUAUCAAGCUGACGGCCAACGAUUAUUUCCGUCAUAAAUUGACCACCAAGGAUGGCAAGCUUCCCAUCAGCAGUCAGAUGGUAGCGGGAGGUCUGGCCGGAGCAUUCCAGAUCGUUGUCACCACCCCCAUGGAGCUGCUCAAGAUCCAGAUGCAGGACGCGGGACGAGUGGCAGCGGCCGCCAAACUGGCGGGUAAGAAGGUAGAAAAGGUGUCGGCCACCCAGCUGGCCUCACAGCUGUUAAAAGAGAAAGGAAUAUUUGGCCUCUACAAGGGCAUCGGUGCCACGGGACUACGAGAUGUGACAUUCUCGGUCAUCUACUUCCCGUUGUUUGCCACGCUCAACGAUCUCGGCCCGAGGCGCAAGGAUGGCUCGGGCGAGGCUGUCUUCUGGUGUUCCUUCCUGGCUGGCUUGGCGGCGGGUUCUACUGCUGCUCUGGCUGUCAAUCCCUUUGAUGUGGUAAAAACACGCCUUCAGGCGAUUAAGAAGGCCGAUGGCGAGAAGGAGUUCGAAGGCAUAUCGGAUUGCAUCACUAAGACGCUGAAGCAUGAGGGACCAACGGCAUUCUUCAAGGGCGGUCUGUGCCGUAUGAUUGUGAUUGCUCCAUUGUUCGGCAUUGCUCAGACAGUUUACUAUCUGGGCGUGGCUGAGGCACUGUUGGGCAUGGAAAAGAAAUAAAGGAGACCUCCCUUCCGAUAAAACUAAUCGAUAAGACAAAAAUUGUAUGUUUACACUCUGAAUGUUGAAGGUGAAAUGUUAUUCUUAAAGCUGUCCAAGAAUGUAAUUGUAAAGUCUCAAAAUGUCAGCGGUCAGUCCAAAAAUCAUGUGUACAGGCCUUUGGCAGUGAACCUAUGCUCCUAUGACAAUAAGAUAAAGUGGAAUCAGAGCUAUUAUUAUGUAAAAUGUUUGUUUUCUAGUUCGUUUGUUUUAGAUUAAUUUAUAAUUGUUGUGUUUUGACUGUCUCUAUAUAUCACUCUCUAUUCUUGAGAAAUGCACAGAUAGCCAUUAACCUUACGCUUUCUUUUGCUGCUAGGCCAAAGUGUAACUUUUAGUAGUGUUAAAGAACAUGACUCUAGAGCAAACACUGUUCACAAUACAAUAUACUUUAUAAAAAUUGUCAGACAUGAACAACAAACGAAAUAUAUAUCUACACAUUUAUAACAAAUUU
Messenger RNA from Drosophila miranda, 2580 nucleotides. RefSeq lists its product as uncharacterized. The record is from RefSeq and is a predicted model, not a curated record. Gene Ontology annotation, molecular function: L-glutamate transmembrane transporter activity; L-aspartate transmembrane transporter activity. The transcript is spliced from 10 exons. Gene Ontology annotation, biological process: aspartate transmembrane transport; malate-aspartate shuttle; L-glutamate transmembrane transport. NCBI's taxonomy places the organism in Eukaryota, Metazoa, Arthropoda, Insecta, Diptera, Drosophilidae. The coding region runs from base 165 to 2090 and encodes 641 amino acids.